AGAGACAAGCAGUGAGCUGCAAAUCAGGACAGAGCUGCUAGCAGCAAGUGGAUCCGUUGUGCUCUCCUCCAUUGUCCUUGAGGAGAGCUGCUACCAUUGCUAUUCUGAAUGUUUGAGUGGGUUUAGAGCUGUGUCUGAUACACAAGGUAAGCACAUCAGUGUAUCUCUAUCCAGAGGCAGACACUAACCUUAAGUCUGUUUACAGUAUCUUUUAUAUUGUCCACUUUGUGCUCUCUGAAAAGUAGUUCUGUGCUGAUGAAUACAUAAUUUGUUAAGUACUUAUUUUUUAUUACGACCUUCAGGUGACAGGAAGUCAAAGCUCUCGUAAUACCAAACAUCUGACGUUGUCUCCUGUAAUGUCGUUGUACUUCAUCACGUUGUUAUGCAGUGUCUGACUCGGUGAGCUGUUCUGCUGGGCUCUUUGUUCUGGUGUGUAUUCAUGUCAAUAGCAGUUUGUUGGUAUGAAACGUUGCCUCUUGGUUCUCCUAUAGUAAAAGUCAGUGGAUUCUUGGCACUGUGUAGGACUGAGCAGUCGGAGCAGCAGACAAGAUGGUGCAUGAUCUCGUUUCCUCUCCCAGCUCACUGGAGAACCCUUUGAACUCAGGUGUAGAUUCACUUCUAAUGAGAGCCUCAAAAAUAUUGCAGGGGAACACGGACCGCUCUGAGAGCAAGGUGUGCAAUUCAUUAUGUAGCUCUUGAUGUUUUACUCGUGCUUUGCGGUGCCAGUGCAAAUAGAAGGUAUGAAAGCAACUUCUAGGGGCUGAAUAGAGCUUCUAACCUGGUCAGGGGGUAAGAAGGCUGAACAGCUGGCAGCUGUAUUUUGUGCCUUUUGUUUCUUCAGAAAUGCAUUGGAAAAGCCCUGAUUUUGGGUGUUUCCUUUACCUUUCAGGUUAUCUGAGGGUAACAGAGCACUGGAACAGGCUGCCCAGAGGGCUUGUGUGGUCUUCUCUGGAGGCAUUCAAAACCUGCCUGGACGUGUUCCUGUGUGACCUCAUCCAGGUGUUCGUGCUUUGGCAGGGCGAUUGGAUGAGGGGAUCUUCUGAGGUCCCUUCACAUCAUUCUGUGAUCAUGAAUUACCUUAAAGCACUGCUAUAAGUGCUGUGUACUUCUGGAUAGCUCUGUGUUGCUCUUCCGUUAAAUGCUUUGUGCCCACAUGCAAGUCCUACAAUUAUUUUAUCCACUGAAAGAACUUUAGAGGGUGUAAAGUGCAGCUUUAUUGUGCUGCUUGUGAUUUUUCCCCUUGGGUUUGAUAUGCCGUCAGGCCUUGUAUGUGUUGGUUGCUUUUGUUCCACUGCAGGCAAAUGGAUUCCACAUCAGUGUGAAAUAGCAGCUUAAGAAUCCCUACUGGCCUCCUUUCCAUGGCCUUUCUGUGGGAGGAUGCUGCUAUAGAAAGUGAAAUGUAGUGCAUGGCCACGUUUGUUCGUGUUAAACAAAGUGUGGUUAUUUGCUUUAAUCGUUUAUGUUGUUAACUUGGAUUUAAUGUGUUUUUGUAGUAUACACAUGUCAUUGCAGCUGGUGGAUUAAAGUGUAAUUCAGUGCGUUCAUAGACUUCUGGCAGAAAUAAGUUGUAAUUAACCUUUGUUUCCUUAUCAGACAAGCUGAAAUACUCACGGUUUUGCCUUGUAAUCUUUAGCCAUGGAUUUGCAGGCAGUAAACAGGUUAUUUGCAGGCAUCCCAGGCGUCCCUUCAAUGGAUUUAGUGCAGUGUGGAGUGAUUCUAUGAUUCAGACACAGGAGGGAGGAGUAUUCCCUUGGCCAUUAGUGUCAUUAGUGCACGGAGACAGGACAGAAGUGACAGCCCUGGGCUGCAAGGCCCUUCUGUGCACUAACAUGUUCUCUGUGCGGACUGGCGUUGGUCAGUGCUUGAGCCAACAUCGCGGGGGUCCUCUGAAAGUGCUUGGGUGCUUUCCACAGCCCAGUGCAGCGCUCUGUACAGGGUUGAAAUGCAGUUAGGGCAGAAGCCUGGGCUUGGUGGAGAUUGAUGCUAUUUUAGACAAGGCUUUUACCUGUCACAUGCAUGAGAACCUAACAGGCUUUUCUUCGAGUCCGGGCUGAAACAAAAGCGCAGAUGUCACAUCACUCACAUUCCUGCAGCUCGGGAGAAGUAGUGAGGGGCACUGAGGGGCAUGCACUGCCAGCAGCGGCUGGGGGCGGGGGGCACAAGGCAGGCCUUGUUGCUUGUGGGGACUGAAUGCCUUUCUGGGGUGUGGGGCAGGGACACCUCAGCUGGUUGCAUGCUGCUUGUCAGGCAGCCACGUAAAGCCUUUGAGCAAAGUCCAAGAAUAGCGAUUUACGGGAAUCCCAGGGCUCUGCAGGCUGAGUGCUGUGGGCUGGUGUUUCCCAGGGGCCCUCAUGUGGUGCUGUCAUCCAGGAGACGUCGGUGAGCGCUGUGCAGGGCUGCGCUCCGGCUGAGGUGUCUGCAAACAGAGUGGUGGAGAUGAGGAAGGAAACCAAGUAGUCAGGGCUAGCAUUUGUUUUUGCCUGGAAUGGGCAAACAGAGUGCUCUGGGUGGAGGGAGCUUGUGUGAUAGUGACAUCCUCCUUGUCCAAGGCAGCGUGGUACCACAAAGGUGUUCGCAGGCUGGCUAACCUGAAUCCUUCCUCUACCCUUACCCUAAGGGUAAGACUUAAUAGGAAAUGUAUUGCAUUUGUUUUCUGUUGGCUUUUGCUUGCCUGUUUUAGUGAGAAACGUAUCUGUUAAACGAAAAUGUCUUCCCUUUCAACGAGCAUUAAAGUUGAGAUAUCCUGAAUGCAUUGCAUUGCGUUAGAGUAUGAACAGCUGCUGUGUGAGGUAUUUGUUGCCUGAUGACUGCCAGACUGAGGGUUAUAGGUGCUUGUGGCUUCUGUCCUGCACACUUAAUGCAGUCAUACUGUCAGAGCUCGGCUUCUGGAAAUAGCCCUGAGAGGUGCAGGCAGCCGGAGACACGUUCCAACCCCAAGUGUGGGGUUUUGGUGAUGGAAGAAGAGCUGUAGUGGGAUAAUAACAACUCAGCAGAAAUUCCAUCUCCUGCUGUCCUGCAGAAGGCUUCCAAGAGCUGUCCGGUCAUUGGGAUGUGAGCAUCUCUCCCGUGUUGGUGAGCUGCUGGGGGAGCACUCAGCACAUGGCAGGGGCUUGGGGGCUUCACCAAAAACCAACACCUGUUUGACCCGUAAAAAUAGUUACUCCAGAAAAAGAGCGUGUCUGCAAAGUGUGAUUUAUUGCAUCUUAAAACAUGAGGAGAUGCUGUGUGCUGUUGUGUUGUUGGCUGCUUGGCUCAUGCCGUGUUCUUUUUAGAACAGCUCUGUGGUGUUACUGUCACUUAGGGAACCCUGGGCGCAGGAAGACUUUGUGUAUAAAUAGGCUUCAGUUUGUAUUGCAAAACAGAUUCGAUCCAAUCAGUUGUGCUCUCCCUUCUCUUGUUGGCCUUCGCGACGCGGUGUCCGUGCUGAGCUCUGGCAGAGCCGCUCCGACCUCUCUGCUGUGGUUUAUCCCUGCAGGAGCGGGGCAGAACAAAGCCUCUUUCUUCACGUGGUACAGAAUAGUCUGUAAAUACGUCUGCAUAUCUAAAGGGAAAAAAGAAAAGGAAGAAAGCCAGUGGUUAAAGGCAUUGGCUUUCUCAAAGGAAAAGAAGCCCAUAGUGCAGGGCUGCAGCAGUCUGGCUGCGUGGAGCUCAUGUGGGGAAGCUGCUAAUUGGUACAGCAGUGACCCUGAGAUGGUUUUGUCUUCAUUUGAGAUUGCAUUCAGUGGUUCAUUUUCGUCUGUCUGAAUUUAUAGUACAUUUUUAAGUACUGCAACUAAGGAUCCAUUUAUCGUGCCCAGAAGUCUUCACAGUCUUCACAUGGGGCUUCAUCAGCAGUGUUGUGUCACUCAUGCAGCUUGAGCUGCAGACUGGGAGGUGCUGUGGGGUCAGUGCUGUGCCUGAGGAUCUGAGCUUCAGCCACAGGCUGUGCCCAAAGGUCCGUGUGGGAAAAAGAAGCAGGGCGUUGCAGUGUCACAAGGAGUGCAGUCCGAUGGUGAGUUGCUGUGUGCAGAGCAUGUGCAGGAGUUGGAGCUUCAGCCAAGCACUGUAGGCACAGGGGUGCUUUGGUUUGGGGAUGGAUUUCUUGUGGUUUUUCUUCUUUCCUUUUUUUUUAAGGAGAACCUAUUAAUCUUUUUAGCAUAUUGUGUGGGCAUUUAUUUAUUAGAAGAGGUGUAUUUGGAAAUGGUUUUACUCUAAAGCUGAUGCCUUAACUACUCUAAUGAAUGGCAGUGCUCCUGUUCACUGUCAUCAGGCAGAAACCAUUUGAUUCUGAGUUUCUCAUCUAUGCUCUCAAGCUGGAGUUCCUUUCUUCUAAUGGUGAUGUGAUUGGGCACUGAUUGCUCUUUGAGCUCCAGCUCUCUCUUCUCUUGAAGCAUUCCUGCUGUGGCUGAGGAGAUUUCAUAGCUUUUGGGGUGUUAUUUUUCCCUCUUUUUUUUACCUUUGCCCAUGAGAGGGAGUCUUGCACUGGGAAAUUACAAUAAUGAAAGGAAGAUACAAAUCUGCAUAGGACAUAAGGUGACCUGUGUGUGUGUGCAGUGUAGGACGUGCAGUCCUGAGAAGUCAAACUUUGUUCAUUAGGGGUCUUUCUGCUUUGAAUGCAUUGCCUGAACUUCAGGGCUGAAAUUGGGUUUAGUGCAAGAGCUUGCAAGGUUGCUUUCUUGCCAUCAGCCCUUGGCUUUGUGUAACUCCCCUCUCGGAAAUCCUCUGUGUAUUUAUAUAAACUGGUUUAAACAGAAAUGUAUCCCUGCUUACAGCUGGGUGGGAGUUUGCUGUGCCCUGGUGUGCAGAAGAACACCCAUGUUUAACUUCUUUCAUUUCUUUGCCAGUGUGGUUUCUGUAAUGCUUUAACUCAGUUGUGUUCCAGUGUAAAUGACCUAGAAGAACAAGUUGAAAUCAUCGCAGAAGGACAAAGUGCGUCAGUUCAUGGUCUUCACACAGUCCAGUGAAAAGACAGCAGUGAGUUGUCUGUCCCAGAAUGACUGGAAGCUGGAUGUUGCAACAGACAACUUCUUCCAAAAUCCUGAACUUUAUAUACGAGAGAGUGUUAAAGGAUCACUGGACAGAAAGAAGUUAGAACAACUAUAUAACAGAUACAAAGAUCCUCAAGAUGAAAAUAAAAUUGGUAUAGAUGGUAUACAGCAGUUUUGUGAUGAUCUAGCUCUCGACCCAGCCAGCAUUACUGUACUCAUCAUUGCAUGGAAGUUCCGAGCUGCAACGCAGUGUGAAUUUUCAAAGCUGGAAUUCAUGGAUGGAAUGACUGAGCUCGGAUGUGACAGCAUAGAAAAACUAAAGGCUCAGAUUCCUAAAAUGGAACAAGAGUUAAAAGAGCCGGGAAGAUUUAAGGAUUUUUAUCAGUUUACUUUCAACUUUGCAAAGAAUCCAGGACAGAAAGGUUUAGAUUUAGAAAUGGCCAUUGCCUACUGGAAUUUAGUACUUAAUGGAAGAUUUAAAUUUCUAGACUUGUGGAACAAAUUUUUGUUGGAGCAUCAUAAAAGAUCAAUACCUAAGGAUACCUGGAACCUCCUUCUAGACUUUAGUACAAUGAUAGCAGAUGAUAUGUCAAACUAUGACGAGGAAGGGGCAUGGCCAGUUCUUAUUGAUGACUUUGUGGAAUUUGCACGCCCUCAAAUUGCUGGGACAAAAAGUACGACAGUGUAGCACUAAAGGACCCUUAUAGAGUGUACAUAGUCUGUACAAAUACCUGAAAUGGAAAAUUGCACAGUCAAUUUCUGCUGGCUGGACUGAACUGAAGAUCAAUCCUCACAAUGUGGCUGAGGGUUGAGACAAACCUUUAAAGAUACAUCAUGGACCAUAUCAUAAUUCAUCCUUCUACUGGUGGUUUGGGCUUUUCUUCUAGUCUGGACCACUCCUGCCCGUUAAAAUUCCAACAUUGUGGAUUUCAUCGUGGAUGGUUAUUAUUUUCUGGACUGCCCUAGUUUCAGCUCCCAUAAGUCCGAGCAGCUUUAUGAUUUUGAGGUUUCUGGUUUCACAUAAAGCACAAUGCUGGUCAUCAUCAGACAACUGUUGUAUGGCAUCUGAAUUAUACAGCUCAACAUCAGAGCAGUUUUUAAAAGAAUCCUUAAAUAUACACUUGGGGCUAGUUGCAAAGACAGUCUUGAUAGCACUUCCUUUACCAGUGAUAUAUUUAAGUGUACUGGGUCUAAUUUUGCUUUUUUUAAUUGAUUUUUUUUUUUUUUUUUCCCUCUUCUGGAAAACUGCAGGUAUCAUCUAAGUGAGUGUGAGUGUCCGGUAGUAGCAGUUACAGAAAGAACCAGGAAAGCUUCAGGUUGUUGAUACUGGGGUAUCUGGGUGCCUGUCUGCACGGCUUGGUUGUACGUCAGCUGCCCCUCAGCACAGUUGAAGUACGACACAACUCCUGUGCACUUACAGCAGCUGUGCUGGGUGUUACAGUCGGCCUUUGGUGAGAGGAGCCGUGUGUGAGGGCAGGUUCUGAUAUUCUCUAUAGGUUGUUAUCUAAGGAAAUAGAUUUUGUUGCAGUUUUGAAAUGCUUCUGUCACAGAAAAGCUUUCUCAUUGCUCUGGAAAUCUAAAACUUGAAUAUGCUGAAUUUGUGUCUUAACGUUUGCUACACAACACAGUAUUUCAAAUUCAGGCAUGGAACUUUUUAUGCUUGAGGUGUGAAGAAGCAAAUGGCCCUGCUAUAAUGAGAAGAUGGUGCGUUUGAUAUGAAACCUGGUUUUGAAAGCAUUCUGAGAAGUAAGUUAAGUCUUCAUAACGCAGAGGUACUGCUAUGGAUGACACCGACUUUUAAUUAUUGUGUUGAGCUUUCCAUAAAAGGACAUUUCACUGUGGUUGCCAAAUAUAGAAAUGAAGUGUAAAGCAUUUCCAGACAGACACGGAUCAGAUAUAAACUACACUGGCUUUGUUUCCUUAAGUUAUUUUGUUGGUUCAUCACUACUCCUCAUUGUCGUAUUGCAUUUAAUUAAACCAAGUUCUUUUGUUCAGAACAGGUGUUAUCAGGAUGCAAUCCUUUAUUUUUAACGUUACAAGAGCUCAUGAGCUGCUGUUGUGCUAAACAUGGUCUUCUACUGCUGAGUUGUUACUGGGGAAGAGAUGUUCUCUUGAGAUCAAUUCUGCUCUGUAAAAGCAAGCUGGAAAAUAGGAAGCUCCAGGAAAGCAGAGAGCCUGUAGUUACCAUUAAGGUUAGAGGUGAGAGUCCAUGUGCUAAACAGUCCCACGGUAAGGCCUGAAUGACUUCUGAAAUAGUAACUGGUACUUGCAGUAAGCAGCUGAACACUUCUCUGUGGAUGCUAAAAGUAUUUUAGGGAAAAAAAAAAAAAACAAACCCAAAAAACCCUAUUAAAUGGCUAUAAAUGUUUGUUUCUAUUCUGUGAGGUUUGACCACAAGGCCAGCUCCCCUCAUAGCAGUGCCCUUUGAAAACCCAUCUGUGCAUUUGUUUCAGUAAUAUGGUUCCACAGAAACAUUGCAACUUUCUCCAGCUACUGGAAUUGGCUAUGCCAAGAAAUGUGUGUUUUGCUGCUUUCAGUAUUUCCUUUUUAAGUUUUGUGUAAAUAUAAAUGGGGACUUGAGAUCAGGGGUGGGGGUGUGUGUGCAAAAAGCUCUACAAGGUAUCUAUGCGUGCUGUUUUCUGUCUUGAGGGUUCUGGUACAGUUUCAGGUUGGUUUGUUUGUAUGCUGUGUCUGGGAUGAGAACAGACUGUUUUUUUGUCCCAGGACAGACUUGGCCCUCGAAAGAAGUGUGAGGUGGGGCAGUGGCAUAAUGCUGUGGUGUUUUAAAGAAUAUUCCUUUUGAAUGCAAGAUCUUUUCAACAAAAUAGUGUUGUCAUCAGUUUGGUACUACGUGCUUAUAAUUACUGUGUAAUUAUAAAGAAAUACUUAAAACGCUGACUAAUUAUGUUGCAGAAAAAGGUUAUUUGUGCUAUGAUGGCAUCUUAAGAGUUCUUCAAAAAGCACUGAUUUAACAGGGUGUGGUUCUAAGGACAAAAUGCCUGGUGAGAGAAUAUUUUGUACUGAAAAGUGCUCAGAUACGGCCAUGUGGGGUUUUUUUUUCCUUUGUUUUGUUUUUUUAAGAGUGCAGACAGUUGCUUCCUUGGAUUGCUUUAAUUCGUAAGUGCUCAUGUCCUCAAUCUGAUAAUCUCCCCUUAAUGGAUCAGUUUAAUUUUGCCAAAUGUGAAGAAGAAAAGGUAAACGUCACCUUUAUAAUCUGUUUUUAUACAUUCAAUAUGUACAAAAUUAGAAGUGCCCUGAUAUAAAACACUUAAUGUCAAGAUUAUAUUUAGUAAAAAACCAUCAUUUACAUAUCUCUGUAAGUUCAAAUGUAACUCCUUACAAUCCCUCGCAUUACCAACAGAGGCAAUAAAGCUCCAAUGAAAUUGCCAUGA
Gallus gallus (chicken) is the source of this 8359-nucleotide messenger RNA. It is a transcript of the gene DCUN1D1, whose product is annotated as defective in cullin neddylation 1 domain containing 1. Gene Ontology annotation, cellular component: ubiquitin ligase complex. The coding region runs from base 4921 to 5655 and encodes 244 amino acids. Gene Ontology annotation, biological process: protein neddylation; positive regulation of ubiquitin-protein transferase activity. The transcript is spliced from 7 exons. The record is from RefSeq and is a predicted model, not a curated record. NCBI's taxonomy places the organism in Eukaryota, Metazoa, Chordata, Aves, Galliformes, Phasianidae. Gene Ontology annotation, molecular function: ubiquitin conjugating enzyme binding; ubiquitin-like protein binding; cullin family protein binding.